AUGCUCUGCGCCACUCCAGUCAAAUGGUCGAAAGUGGUCCGUUCGGAAAACGACACGGACGACUCGGUCAUCAAAAGACCGGAUCCGCGCAGCAAGAGAAGAAUAACUCUGCAGCCAGUGGAAGUCCCAGAGGAGCGAAUCGGUAAGUUCACAUCAUCAUUCGAUCAACAAUUCAGUGUCGAACUCGUUAUCUUUUGCAGCUCCAGCUGAGAUCUUCACCGCCCCCAAGCCCACAUGGACCCGACGCCGCUUCUCCCUCGUCGGGCCAGUGGAGCCAAAAGUUGAAGCGGCGAGACGUCGAUCCACCCAGCUGACGGAGCUCCAAAAGACUCCGAAAGCCUCGAGGACGCUGAAGACCCCAAUGGCUCCGAAGAUCUCGAGGAUGAAGAAGAGCAAUCUGAGGGAAUCGCGCGCCCUGGAGACCCCGAAAAAGAAAAAGCCUGUGGGAGAGUGCUGGGCUCCUCUCCGACUGUCAUUGCCCAUCAAGAAGAGCCGUCGGGAAUUGAGCAAGAUCGUCCCGCCUUUCGUGAGGAUGCAAUAA
Caenorhabditis sp. 36 PRJEB53466 is the source of this 541-nucleotide messenger RNA. The record is from the annotation of a GenBank genome assembly. NCBI's taxonomy places the organism in Eukaryota, Metazoa, Nematoda, Chromadorea, Rhabditida, Rhabditidae.